Molecule: messenger RNA, 255 nt
Organism: Acanthoscelides obtectus
Lineage: Eukaryota; Metazoa; Arthropoda; Insecta; Coleoptera; Chrysomelidae
Source: the annotation of a GenBank genome assembly
AUGCUACGCACUCACAACAGGAAUGACCCAGGAAAUUAUCUACAAUCCAACGAACAUGCCCCAGGCAAAAAAGAGGAACAUUUCAGAUCUUCUGGCACUAGCGGAACAGAACAAGAUGGCUCUCCGAUAGUGGAAGGAAGUCCCAUCCCAAAAUUUAAUUUUUUCGACUUGAUAUUUCCAAAUAUAGUUGUACGCCUGACCAUUAGGAGCCAAACGUUGUUGGCUAAUCUCAAAAUGAGAAGGUUCCUAGUAUAA